Messenger RNA from Drosophila eugracilis, 653 nucleotides. RefSeq lists its product as uncharacterized. Bases 270 to 653 code for a protein of 127 amino acids. The transcript has a single exon. Lineage: Eukaryota; Metazoa; Arthropoda; Insecta; Diptera; Drosophilidae. The record is from RefSeq and is a predicted model, not a curated record.
UCAUACUAAAUACCAUAUUUUAAAAUAAUAAACGAUACGACGCCGUCGAAUUCCUGUGUAAAAACGUGAAUAAUUUGAUAAAACGUAAAAGUGCGUAUAUACAAAUAAACAGUUAAUAUUUGAAAAAUCGGUAGCGUACACUUUAAGUACAUAUGUUCUACCGAGCUUGCUCUCAAUUUCAAAGGCUAUAUGCUAAAUAGAGAAGAAUGUUUGGCGUGAAUAUAAUAUCGUGAAAUACAUUGGCAUCUGUAUGUUAUCAUUUUGCAUGGAUGAGCAUGUCCAUGGAAAGACCUGCGAAUAACUGUAACUUAGAAGUAAUCAAAAGCACACUUGGCGUUAAUCCGAAUCUAAAUUCAAGUGAACAAUACGAUUUCGAUCGCACCGAAAAUGAUGCGACGCACCCAAUAUUACGCAGCGAUCGUCGUCGUCAGGGUGAACUGGUCCAAUGUUUGACGUGCCGCAUGCAAUUCAAGAGUUUCUCCUUCAGCGACAUUUGUGCUCACUACAUUUUUACGCACGAUAAUCGGAACGAGUGCGGUUUAAAUCAAUUGUACAAGUGUUUGUAUUGCAAGCGCGACGUCCAUUAUUUCCUACGUGAAAAAAAGUCCAAUCCCGAAAUAUAUCAUUUUUGUUCGCCCAGAAAACAAAAUUAA